CGCGCCCUGCUGGAGCUGUGCCCGCCGGCGGUGCGCAGCGGAGGGCCACCGGCGAGAGAGACGAGGAGAUGUGAGAGCCGGCCCCGCGCUGCGCCGCACAGGGCAUGUUUUCGAGCCAUUUUUGAGAUGUGGUGAAUGUAAACUUGCUCUCUUGGGAGCGAAAUUCUGCUGAGGCUUACAUUAGCCCUUUUGGCCACAGCGUUUCAUUGGGAAUCCAUGUUCAGCUGAUCACCCACCAGGACGCCUGGUCUCAUAUUUAGUCUCUGCUUCAGAGGAUAGAGUCCUCUCUCUCCCUCUCAUCCUGAUUUUAGAUAAUGGGCUGUGUGCAAUGUAAGGACAAAGAGGCAACAAAACUGACUGACGAGAGGGAUGGGAGUUUAACACAAAGCUCAGGCUACCGCUAUGGCACAGAUCCCACGCCACAGCACUAUCCAAGCUUUGGUGUGACUUCAAUUCCAAACUACAACAACUUCCAUGCCACAGGAGGCCAAGGACUGACAGUGUUUGGUGGAGUCAAUUCCUCCUCUCAUACAGGGACGCUGCGUACAAGAGGAGGAACGGGUGUAACUCUUUUUGUGGCGCUUUAUGACUAUGAAGCAAGGACAGAAGAUGACUUAAGUUUUCACAAAGGAGAAAAAUUUCAAAUUCUUAACAGCUCGGAAGGAGACUGGUGGGAGGCUCGGUCCCUGACAACAGGCGAAACUGGUUACAUUCCCAGUAAUUAUGUGGCUCCAGUCGAUUCCAUCCAAGCAGAGGAGUGGUACUUUGGCAAACUUGGCCGAAAAGAUGCUGAGAGGCAGCUGUUGUCAUUUGGAAACCCAAGAGGUACCUUCCUGAUCCGGGAAAGUGAAACUACCAAAGGUGCCUAUUCCCUGUCUAUUCGUGACUGGGAUGAUAUGAAAGGAGAUCAUGUCAAACAUUAUAAGAUUCGUAAACUUGACAAUGGUGGAUAUUAUAUCACAACUCGGGCACAAUUUGAAACUCUUCAACAGCUGGUUCAGCAUUAUUCAGAGAGAGCUGCAGGUCUUUGCUGCCGCUUAGUAGUCCCCUGUCAUAAAGGAAUGCCAAGGCUUACUGAUCUGUCUGUCAAAACCAAAGAUGUCUGGGAAAUUCCACGAGAAUCCCUACAGUUGAUCAAGAGACUGGGAAAUGGGCAGUUUGGGGAAGUAUGGAUGGGUACGUGGAAUGGAAAUACUAAAGUGGCUAUCAAGACUCUGAAGCCUGGCACUAUGUCUCCAGAAUCAUUCUUGGAGGAAGCCCAAAUCAUGAAGAAGCUAAAACAUGACAAACUGGUCCAGCUUUAUGCUGUGGUGUCUGAAGAACCCAUCUAUAUUGUCACAGAGUACAUGAGCAAAGGGAGCUUGCUAGAUUUCUUAAAAGAUGGAGAAGGAAGAGCUCUGAAGCUACCAAACUUAGUGGACAUGGCAGCUCAGGUGGCUGCAGGAAUGGCAUAUAUUGAACGAAUGAAUUACAUACACAGAGAUCUGCGAUCUGCAAACAUUCUGGUGGGGAAUGGACUAAUAUGCAAGAUUGCUGACUUUGGAUUAGCAAGGCUGAUCGAAGACAAUGAGUAUACAGCAAGACAAGGUGCAAAGUUUCCCAUUAAAUGGACUGCACCAGAAGCAGCAUUGUAUGGAAGGUUCACAAUCAAGUCGGACGUGUGGUCUUUUGGGAUCCUACUGACAGAGCUGGUAACAAAAGGGAGAGUGCCAUACCCAGGCAUGAAUAACCGUGAAGUCUUGGAGCAAGUGGAACGCGGUUAUCGGAUGCCAUGUCCUCAGGACUGUCCCAUCUCCUUGCACGAGCUUAUGAUCCACUGCUGGAAAAAAGACCCAGAGGAGCGUCCAACGUUUGAAUAUUUGCAGGGUUUUCUCGAAGACUACUUUACUGCAACAGAACCCCAGUACCAGCCCGGUGACAACCUGUAACUCCCUGGUCUGCACACACUGUCACGAAUUGCCAGGUGUCCCUCAGCCCUGUCUCACCUGCCCUUCAGCGUCCAGCUCCAUGAUUGGCUUCCAGGAGUGCAGCAGCAUCUCUCAGCACUGCUGGGCAAAGAGGGGCUGGAGCUGGGAACUCGAGCAGCCCUCGCCUAUGACCACUUGUCCUAAUGAUCUGAAUGUCCUGGAUGAAAAGGAGAAAAACACUUGUUUUUUCUUAAUCAAAGACUCCUAAACUGCAUUAUAUUGAUGUUAUGUAAACUGCAAAACCUCCGUUCAUUGUAAAUAGUAACUCAGUGCCAAUAACUGAUCCUAGUGCUUUCCUUUUUUUAAAAUGCAAAACCUAUGUGAUUUUAACUAGUCUUCUCCUGACCCGACUAAAAGUAUUAUUUUCCAGAAGUGGCCUCUUUGUCUAAAACAUUUUUUUUCAUGUUUUAACAAAAAAAAAAAAAAAAAAAAAAAAAAUCAGGACAGGUGUUUGGUUUUUUGCUUUUUUAUAUAUAAAAUAUAUAUAAUAUAUAUACAUACGUGUACAUACCGUAUAUGGGUGCUACUGCAGAGGAAGCUCAUUUUGAACUGAAUGAAUCCUGCUGCAGCAGUACCCAGAAAAUGAUAAUUUUACUGCAGACAUGAAAACACUGGUGAGAUUGUGGAAGCCAGUGGUCUAAUUUUUGGCUUUUGCCAAGCAUGAUUUUUUUAAAUUGGAUUGCACUUUUUGUUUAUGAUUAUGUACCUGUAGAUGGUUGUAACUUUGCUCUUUCAGGAAUCAUGUGCUGUAUUUACAGUAAUGUUUCCGAUGUUUAACAAGUGUGUGAUGAUUUGUUCUUGAAACUAAAAUGAACCUAUUUAAAGCGAGAAAACUACAGCAUCACCGUUGGAACUGGAAAAUGGAAACUGCGAGGACUUCUUGUAUCAGAACGUGUAUACUGAAACGUUUCAAAAAGAUUUAUUAAACCGUGUAACCACAUUCAGAUGGUCUUAAAAUCAUAGCAUCUUAGCCAUGUCCAAUGCUAAACUGUUGGUCACGCAACUAGGAUUCUUCUGUUUUACGUGUAACAUUUUUCCAUUGUAAAAUAAGUGUGUUCAGUGUCCUGUACUGCUAAUGAAAGUACUUUCUCUGUGUCUGCAAGUUCUCCAGUGGAAUUACUAUGCACUUCUUUACAUUUCAUGGGAGAUGCACAGAACAAAGUAUUACCUUUUCAGUUGUCUGUACCAGCCUUGAAUUACUUACGUUUAACCAAAAAAAAAAAAAAAAAAAAAAAAAAAUUCCUUUCUAUUUCUAUUGAGUUUUUAAUACUGAGUUGCAAAUUUUAAAGUCUUAAUUACAUUUUGUUAUGAUUUAUUUGCAAGUUUACAUUUUAAAACUGUUUAACUUUCUUAAUUUAGUAAUUAAAAAAAAAAGAGCAUUUUACAUUUGGAUAGUUGUUCAUUUGUUUAAACUGGAGAUGAUGGUGGAGAGGAGAUGAGAACGCUUCAAGAAGGGCAGUGGUGCUCUUUGGGGCUUCGCAUUUGCUAGGAGUGUGCAGGUCUAUGGGGCAUCGUUUUCAGAAUUCUGAAGUCAGUAUGUUUGUAAGCAGCUGGAGUUCAACUGUAAGGAAGGUGGUUGAGUGCACAGCUGGUCUCUCCUCUGUUCUGCAGAAGAAUUUCUUCUUCGAUAAUUCCUUUGCUUUUAAUGUGAAUACAUUUGCAAGUGUUGCAGGAAAAAGAAAUCUACGCCUUGUAUUGUCGUUGCUCGAAAAUACUGCAGCCAAGUAAGACUUCAUGACAGUUUAAGCAUUUUUUUAAUUAUUUAAUAAUCAGGUUGUGGAUUUGUAGCCUGAAUAGCCACACGUUUUCUAAAAAGAACUUUUUUUUUUUUGGUUCCUAACACGAUGAUGAAUUGAGAUUUGGAGAAAACACUGUCAUCAUUGUUUUCCUAUUUUCUAUACAAAGCAGUGAUUGCAAAUCCUCUUGCAAAGAGAGUUCUGCACUCAGCCUUUCUCCAAGUGUGACUUUACAUGGCAAUGUUGCUUGUUACCAGACUUCCAUGAUAAACUGGUUACCGUUUUACGUGUAGAGUCUCUAAGUACCGUUAUGUACAUGCUAUAUUCAAUGUUUCUGUACCUGUAGCUGUGGAACACUGAAGAGGCCAUAAUUCUCGUUGGACUUUUUAAAAUCAGUCUCCUCUUAAUACUUACAAGGUGAGUUGUGGUCCUUUUUCCCACAGCUAGCCCCUGCCUUAAAGCAUCACCCACUGCGCUAAGCUCUCUGCAGCAGCUCAGCUGGCUGGUGAAGCCAAAACGCCAUGAACCCAGACAAGGGUGGCAAAGCACGGUCAUUCUUCCAAGCUCUAUAGCAGAUGGGAUGAGGCUAAAACACUUGGAAUUUUGCCUGUGUUUCUCGUUGGAAGCAAGACUGAGAUGGGGAGUCAUUGGGAUUUUAUGGCCUUUAUUUCUAAUUCUCGAGUUUGCGGUUCCUCAUGUCACAUUCAGUCUGUGAGUACCUGCCUGCAGCCGUGUGCAGACUGCUGCUGCUAUUGGGUGGCAGAUCCAGACCAUUUCUCAUCGGUAGCUCUUCUGCUUCUUUUUCUUAAUGUUGGGAGUUUUGUUGUUUGGGUUUUUUAAUCUCUCAAAUAAAAACAUUAGUAAAAUUUACCCAAGGUUGUUAGCAUUUUUGCUAUAAAUUAAUAAGAUCGUUUCCUUAGCCGCUGUGUAUACAGCACACAUAGAUGUGUGGUGACUGUAGAAGUAGAAAAUAUCUAGAAAUAUCCUCUUCUCUCCAAUAAUUGUGUUUAACGUAAGGCUAAAUAAAUCACAGCCAGGUGAAGACGGUUGGCCAAAAGCUCCGUGCAGCAGCACGCCUGACUCCAAACCUCCACGAAGAGGUGACCCACCGACAGCUGAGAGGACUCUGGGGGUGAUCCCUAUCUCUGGGUGGAUUCAUCUCAUGCCAGUCCCAUGAGAAAUGACAAGCAGAGAUGCUACAAUGCCACAAAAGGGACACUUGGUACAAUUAAUGCUUGUUAACGUAUUGCUGUGGGAAGGAAAUAAUGGGAGACUUUGGUGGAUCCUCCGAAAGAUCCAAAGUUUGUCAAAGGCACUGACAUGAUGUUCUUUGGCUUCUGCAAAAGGUAUUCAACUUAGUUCUAUGUGACGCUCUGACUUUGGUUUAAUUACCACUGUAGAAAUAAAUACAAAGUAAAUACAAA
Lagopus leucura (white-tailed ptarmigan) is the source of this 5127-nucleotide messenger RNA. RefSeq names its product FYN proto-oncogene, Src family tyrosine kinase (gene FYN). The transcript has 14 exons. Bases 315 to 1928 code for a protein of 537 amino acids. Gene Ontology annotation, biological process: T cell receptor signaling pathway; cell differentiation; cell surface receptor protein tyrosine kinase signaling pathway. Gene Ontology annotation, cellular component: extrinsic component of cytoplasmic side of plasma membrane. The record is from RefSeq and is a predicted model, not a curated record. Gene Ontology annotation, molecular function: signaling receptor binding; ATP binding; non-membrane spanning protein tyrosine kinase activity. Lineage: Eukaryota; Metazoa; Chordata; Aves; Galliformes; Phasianidae.